This is a messenger RNA of Alosa sapidissima (American shad), 1550 nucleotides long. It is a transcript of the gene ctss2.1, whose product is annotated as cathepsin S, ortholog2, tandem duplicate 1. Bases 108 to 1145 code for a protein of 345 amino acids. Lineage: Eukaryota; Metazoa; Chordata; Actinopteri; Clupeiformes; Clupeidae. Gene Ontology annotation, cellular component: lysosome. The record is from RefSeq and is a predicted model, not a curated record. Gene Ontology annotation, biological process: immune response. Gene Ontology annotation, molecular function: cysteine-type endopeptidase activity. The transcript has 8 exons.
UCAGGGCAUUAAGCUUGUCUCAGCUCUGACAACACUUCCUGCUUAAAACAGGUCACAUGCAAAGUUGCCAAGUUACCAGGCUCAAUAUAUUUAGGGAGAGUCUGUGAAUGUUAUCAGAAUUGGCUUUGGGAUCUCUGACCCUUGUCACAAUGCUGAGGUGUGCCUUGAUUGUUGUGGUGUGCCUGGCGGGGACGUCAGUGGCUUUAACAGACUCAUCGCUAGACCUGCACUGGCACCUGUGGAAGAAGACGCACAACAAGGCCUAUGACAUCGAGGCAGAGGAUGCUAUGCGACGGGAGAUAUGGGAGAAGAAUCUGCAGCUAGUUUCUCUCCACAAUCUGGAAGCUUCCAUGGGAAUGCACACCUAUGAUCUGUCCAUGAACCACAUGGGAGACCUGACAUCCGAGGAGAUUCUUCAGCGGUUUGCGCUGCUGCGUGUGCCCUCAGGCCUAAAGAGGGACACCUCGGCGUUCGUGGGUUCCUCUGGUGCCCCGAUCCCUGACUCUGUUGACUGGAGACAGGAGGGCUAUGUCACAGGGGUGAAAAUGCAGGGUGCCUGUGGGUCCUGCUGGGCGUUCAGUGCUGUGGGGGCCCUGGAGGGUCAGCUGAAAAAGACCACGGGGAAGCUAGUGGAUCUCAGCCCUCAGAAUCUGGUGGACUGUUCAUCCAAGUAUGGCAACAAGGGCUGCAAUGGGGGCUUCAUGUCCGAGGCGUUUGAAUACGUCAUUGAAAACCAGGGCAUAGACUCGGAUGCUGCUUACCCGUACCAGGGGGUGGAUGGUCAGUGCAAGUACAAGGCUGACCAGCGCGCUGCCAACUGCACUAGCUACAGCUUCGUGACCGAGGACAACGAGGAGGCCCUGAAGCAAGCCGUGGCCACCAUCGGGCCCAUCUCCGUUGCCAUCGAUGCCACUCGCCCGACCUUUACCUUCUUCCGCAGUGGGGUGUACAAUGACGUGUCGUGCAGUCAGAAGGUAAACCAUGGAGUGCUUGCAGUGGGUUAUGGCACUCUGGAUGGACAGGAUUACUGGCUGGUUAAAAACAGCUGGGGGGUGAGCUUUGGAGAACAGGGCUUCAUUCGCAUGGCCCGCAACAAGGGCAACCAGUGUGGCAUUGCCAAGUAUGGCUGCUACCCAGUCAUGUGAUCGACCUCCUGAGGGAGAACUUCCUAAAGGGAUUGGCAUCUCUAUUGUUUUUUAUUGUAUUAUAUUGUGUACUCUUUUACUGUAGCAAAAUCUUUAAUAUUUAGCAAGAUCUUUAUUAUAUGUGCAGUAUACAGCCAACCACUAUGCUUUAUCAUUAAAUGAGGAGGGUCAGUUACUGAUAGCAAACUAUCAUGAAUGUUUUAUUAAAAUCAUUUCUUUCAUGUUGAUCUAAGUGCCUUAGUUGUGAAAUGGAUCUCCAUCCUCUGAAUUGUAGAAUGACUGUAAAACGUUUAGCAAGAUCUUUGCUAUAUGUGCAGUAUAUAUCAACUAUACUUCCUUAACAAGUGAGAAGGAUCAUUGUUAGCAAACUAUCAUGAACGUUUAAUUAAAAUCAUUUCACAUUGA